ACAAAAUUUGAAAUAAAACUUUAUCAAAUAAAAAGCCAGAUUUUGCCUGAAAUUAGUUGGAAAUUUUUUAAAUCUAACGAGUAAUCAAUAGACUUUUGUCUCACCUAUACUUGAAACAGAAGCUUUUGGUGAUCGCCUUGUCCGUUUGCUAGGAAAAUCUCUGCAAAAAGUGAAGAAAGGGCUUCUUCUGGAAACCCAAGCAGAAAUACAUUUUUGGUUCAGCCCAUUUGAUUACUCAGCUGCCAUUUCCUGCUGAUCUCUCAAUUUGUUCCUUCUUUACGUCUCCUGCUGAAUAUAUCAUUCAGCAGUACGAUCAAACUUGCUUGUUCUCCCGACAGUCCCGCCAACCGCCAAACUGUUUAGUCACAAGAUGUCGACUUUGCCGGCAACGGCGGGUCCCCCUCCGGCGGGUAAGCGGAAAGAAAUCUACAAAUAUGAAGCUCCGUGGACUGUUUACAGUAUGAACUGGAGCGUUCGGCCAGACAAGCGGUUCCGACUCGCUCUGGGCAGCUUCGUUGAGGAGUACAACAACAAGGUGCAGAUAGUCUGUCUCGAUGAAGAGUCCUCGGAGUUCACAUCAAGAAGCACUUUCGAUCAUCCGUAUCCUACCACAAAAAUCAUGUGGAUACCAGAUAACAAAGGGGUGUUUCCAGAUCUGUUGGCCACAAGUGGUGACUACCUGAGAGUAUGGCGGGUUGGAGACACUGAGACAAGACUAGAAUGCCUUUUAAACAAUAACAAAAAUUCAGACUUUUGUGCCCCACUCACAUCAUUUGAUUGGAACGAGGUCGAUCCGAAUCUUCUGGGGACAUCAAGCAUAGACACCACGUGCACGAUAUGGGGCUUGGAGACGGGCCAGGUAAUCGGCCGGGUCAACCUCGUGUCGGGUCACGUGAAGACACAGCUUAUUGCACAUGAUAAAGAGGUGUAUGACAUUGCGUUCAGCCGAGCGGGAGGUGGAAGGGACAUGUUUGCAAGUGUUGGUGCCGACGGUUCAGUGCGCAUGUUUGAUCUCCGCCAUCUUGAACAUUCGACAAUCAUCUACGAGGAUCCACAGCAUCAUCCGUUGCUAAGGCUGGCGUGGAAUAAACAAGAUCCUAACUACCUAGCAACCAUGGCAAUGGACGCAAUGGAGGUUAUAAUCCUUGACGUACGAGUGCCGUGUACCCCUGUUGCUCGGCUGAACAAUCAUCGCGCCUGCGUGAAUGGUAUCGCGUGGGCGCCUCAUUCUAGCUGCCACAUAUGCACUGCCGCCGACGACCACCAGGCUUUAAUCUGGGACAUCCAGCAGAUGCCUCGCGCCAUCGAAGACCCCAUCCUCGCCUACACGUCCUCGGGAGAAAUCAACCAGGUCCAGUGGUCGUCGACGCAGCCAGACUGGAUCGCCAUUUGCUACAACAACUGUCUAGAAAUACUGCGAGUUUGAUAAUUACCGAAGAUUUGAAGGCUGUUAAACAGUUUUCAAAUGGACACUUUUGAUUAGAUUGGACGCGGAGCGAGAAUGACGCAUUAUUUUAAGAGAGUAAUGCAGUGUUUUCCGAGAGUGAUCGAACGUUUUUGUGAGAAUGAUGCAAUGUUUUCUGAGAACGACAGGAAGUUUUCCGGGAACAACGCAUUGUUUUCUAAGAAUUGUAGAAGAUUCUGGCCAGUUUGAUGCAAUGUUUUCUGAGAACGAGAGAAGGUUUUUCGAGAAGAACAUGUUGUUUUCCUAGAAUCGUGGAAUAUUCUGGCGAGUUUGAUGCAAUGUUUUUUGAGACUGGCAGAAUGUUUUCUGAAAACGAUGCAAUUCUCUUGCCGUCUGCUCCUGUCCAAGUAAUUUGGAGAUUGUUUCACAGUUUUCAAAUAUUGACUUCGGUGUUUUUAGAUCUGUAUGAUGAGAGGGUUCAAGAAGUGAACAAAGAUUGGAAUCAAGAAAUACGAUAUUUGCACAUUUGGUUUGAAAAUGGCAAGUUUGUAUGUGUUUUAUCGGGAUGAAAGGCAGAUAUUCUGAGUGUGGGAAAGACUGCUCUGAUUUUUCAAGGUGGGUUAUGAAUUUAAUCAGGGUGAUGCAAAAUCAAAUUCUUUUCUUUUCAAGGUGGCAGAUUUUUUGAUUCGGGUGGCAUUAGAUGGGAUUCCAUUUGGCAGGGUUGCUCUCCUAAACAAAAUACCUGAGGGACGCCACCGUCUGAGAUGAGCAGGGCCAACGUACAAGGUUCUGUCAGGGUUUCUUGGGGAAAAUCACGUCAACUCGAAAUAUAGAAACUCUUUAAAUGGAGAAAUGUUCUUCAGGAAAGAUUUGUCAACUAAAGAUAUGGAAAGAAUAUAGAAAGAGUAUAAGGAAGUCUUUGAAUGUGGAAAUGUUCUUGAUGAAAGCUAUGUCAACUCGUGGUAUAGAAAGUCUUUAAAUGUAGAAAUGUUUUUGAAUGAAGAAACAUGUCUUGGUGUAUCUUUAACAGGUUUGCCAAGAUUGUCAACUUCUGUGGAAUUGUUUCGCACAGUGAAGUUUUUUCAAGUUUAUAAGUGCACAUAAAUGGUGUUCUCAAUUGAAAAUUGCACACCCGUUCUGACGUUGAGUCAAAGACGGUAAUUUUUGUUCCUGUUCCCAUUUUGGGUCCAGGGGUUGUGCGGUAGUUAGCCCUUUUUGGCCUUCAAAAUUAAGUGAGAUAUUGUAGGCUGUCCCUUUGGCUUCAUUCUGUAUUCAUAAGAAGUCCGAGGUCUAGAAUUGUUGUGAUGAAAUCAUGACAUUGGAUAGUUUUAAGGUGAGAUGACUAUAAUGAAAGUUUUGAAUCGUCAUAUCUUGUUGUAUUUUUUAUUGUGAAUUGUGGUGUAGUUAUUGAUUGUGCGUGAAAGUUUUUCAAACAUCUUGCAAUUUUUCACCCAUAUAGUUAUGGAGCUCGAGAUUGGUGGCAGAGUGCUGGUCUCAUAAUCAAGAGGUCGUGUGUUCCACUCUCAGCAAGACGCGUACCCCUACAUUGCUUCUCUCCACCUGGGAGUGUGAAUGGGUUCGGCGCUUGCCUGGGAACUAAACCUGCGAGUAAGGCAGGUGGUGCCUCCUGGAGUUAGACUCAUUCAACAUAAGGAUUCUGCAGACGACAUUUACUUCCAACAUUUUCUCAAAAAGUAUAGCGACGAUGGGAAAACAUUUUAAGGAAGGUUAUUUGUAAAUCUUUGCUCUUAUGAAAUUUUGUAGCAAAAUGAAAUUCAAUUUCACACACAACCUCCACCAUGCCAAUCUACCGUCGUUGUGCGUCUUAUCCAUCCUUUAAGAAGACUUUUGAAUUGAUGUACACCGCCGGAAAGUCGCCAUGAUCAACCUUUACUGGCAAAAUUAGAAUUUAGAUAAUGUUCGUGUUAGUUUUUAUUUUAGUUGGUAUAAAUAAUCAAUUGUUCCAUAUCGUCUGUGACCGGUAGGAGAUGUUAACAAGUUUUGUUGUAAAUUGUUGGACGAUUUUCUAAACUUGGCAGAUGAUUUUGUCGAAGAUGAUGGAAUAACACGACAACCUGUUCUACAGGGUGGUCCAAUAAAGGCACCGUUAGGGACAGGGUAAAAAUAGCACUAUUGUAUUAUUGGUCAUGGAGCGUUUUUUACCAUUCUGUCCUGUACUUUACUUCAAAGGAAUGUGUACUCAAUUGUGGAAUGGUACUAUACGAAUUUCUCAAAAUAGGUUUCUUCUUUUACUGAAGGCAUUAAUGUAAGUUGCGAUUGAAAAGUUGAAAAACAGGCCAAGUUCUUAAGGGGAAGGUUUCUAUAAUAAAUUACUUUAUACAUAAAUAUCAGUUGGGAUUGAAGAUUAAAAAAAUACUUUCCCGUACAACCUUUUAAUUGUAUUAUAAUUAUGAUCACAAGGGUUUUGUAAUGUACAUUAUCUAUUAGUAAGUACUGUCUCUUAUAGUGUGUUUGGAAAAAAAGUGUUGCACGAUAUUGUUAAAAAUUGCUAUGUGACCACCCAGAUUGAUUUUGUUAGUAGUUAGUGUGGUUAGUUGUGUCAUAAAUGAAUAUCCAGACUUGUUUUCAAGGGGUCAUAGGUUCAACUUUCUGCAGGACAAUUUCAGUUUUUCGGUCCUUGAGUAAGAAAGGAGAGCCAUUUUCUCCCUAUCAAUAGUUUUAGAUGAGUUGCUUCAGGCAUAGAAAAUCCAAUGGUAAUUUUGAUAUUUUGCAAAGAACAGCAAAGACUGCCAAGUGCCACUUUUUUGGGACACGCUGUAUCCUGUGUUACCCCGCAUGUAUCUUUGCAAGCCUUGCUGAUAUGCUGUACAUUCGUUGCUAAAGCGAGCUCAAUUUUCAUCUCAAAUACUGAAAUAAUGAUAUUAUAUUAAUUGUUUUAUCUUAACUUGAGGGAGUACUUCAUUUGCUUGUAAUCAUAAUGGUUACUAUACAUCAUAAUCAACUUUCAUCACGCCUUACUGUGCUACUGCGCUAUGACCAUGUUUGUUUCUGAUUACCAGUGGCACAUGUAUAAACAACAUGCACAGAUGAACCUUGCCUUUAAUGACACAACUUUGGUUUUCUGACCGGGAAUCUGGGUGAAGGGAAUUUGACUAUGUGCUUUUGAAAGGCAGGGCCACAUUCCCUGGGAGAAAAAACCAACCACAUUUUACUGGUAGGCAUAUCUGGAUUGGUUUUAUUUUAAAUGAAGUAUUCCCGCCAAGUGCAUGUACCCAGUCAUUGUAUAUGGAUAUUUUAUAAGGUUUUUGAAUAAAUGUCUGUGGACCAUGCUCGA
Lineus longissimus is the source of this 4700-nucleotide messenger RNA. RefSeq names its product DDB1- and CUL4-associated factor 7. Lineage: Eukaryota; Metazoa; Nemertea; Pilidiophora; Heteronemertea; Lineidae. Gene Ontology annotation, cellular component: nucleus. Gene Ontology annotation, molecular function: protein binding. The coding region runs from base 371 to 1426 and encodes 351 amino acids. The record is from RefSeq and is a predicted model, not a curated record. The transcript has 7 exons.